Molecule: messenger RNA, 1046 nt
Organism: Coccinella septempunctata (seven-spotted ladybird)
Lineage: Eukaryota; Metazoa; Arthropoda; Insecta; Coleoptera; Coccinellidae
Exons: 2
Coding region: 174-1046 (290 amino acids)
Molecular function (GO): nucleic acid binding; zinc ion binding
Source: RefSeq, a predicted model, not a curated record
UGUCCGAUUUGCAGACAACCGUAUCCGGGGCGUGCUGGCGUUGUGGCCUCCCCGGACCGACCUGGCUGACUAGGGGACCGUCGACUCGAAGCUGUGACCGUUGUGGCCUGUGGGACACACUGUAGGCUUGUGACUGCAUCGAGGGUAGGGAAGAUACCCCGUGGCCACGUCGGAUGCUGACGAGCGAAGAGCUUGCUCUUCGAGCAUGCCCGAGAUGCUCCACCGAUUCACAGCACCUCCACUUGAAGGAACCGACCGUUGAGGCCACGACUUGUCCUCCAUCCGACACCAUGGCUGACGACAACAUGGAGGUGGAGAUCCUGGAACGCCUCGAUAAGGAGCUGGGAUUUGUGGACCCCGAGGAGGUGGACAUACCCGAAGAUCCACCCAGACCGGUCCCCUUACCGUUGGGAGCAGCGAAGGCAUUCCUCCGCCCGACGCCGAAUAUCGCCGCCGGUUGCUCCACAACACCGUCCCCAGCGCUCGGACCGGCGAGACUACCAGGGACAACACCGCCCAGGGAGAAGGUCCCAUCCAGCACCGUUGAAUCCUGGGGAAAAACCGGAGUCAGUAAAAGGUACCUGGAGACGAAAGCAAGGAUACGGAAGGGAACACAAACACAAGAGCAACAAACCGACAAAGACGAGUACCUACCCCCAAACACCAGAACCGUUGGGACUAUGGGCCCCCAGGUAUACGUAGAGCUCCGCCCGGGUUUGUGUUGGAGGUGCGGCCAGGGGGAACACACCAGAGCCACCUGUAGCAGAACCCCCACCCUGUUCUGCAGCCGCUGUGGUCUGUUGGGCACCCUCUCCCGGGAUUGUCCAUGUGGAGGUGCGAAGAAGAAAGAUCCAACACCGUCUCCUACCGGUCCAGGAAACAAGAAGCUCCGUACCGCUCCAAUUCCGAAGAAGGAAACGCUUCCCCGGAAGACCGCUCCAGGUCCAAAGAAGGAACCGCUCCCCCGGAAGACGUCCAAGAAGACGACCCAGGCCUGUCCGAGGUGCCACUAUGUGGCCAAAACCUACGACAAGAAGUCCCGUUAA